AUGGCCCCCAAUACGAGAAAACGCUCUGUUGUCGACAGCAUCUCUGACGAUGCGCUCAUCCACCUGAAAUCCUACAAAUACUCGAGUGUCGACAAGUCGCCAUUGUCACACUACGUCCUGAAUCCUUAUUGGAAUGCCUCCGUCAAGUUCCUCCCUAUGUGGCUGGCCCCCAACAUGGUCACCUUGAUCGGCUUUCUUUUCAUACUCGCCAACGUCGCCUUGCUCGUCAUCUUCAUGCCCGACCUCGUCGGCCCCGGCCCGUCAUGGCUCUAUUUCAGCUUCGGCAUUGGUCUGUUCAUGUACCAGACCAUGGACAACCUCGACGGCAAGCAGGCCCGCCGCACCGGCACGUCCAGCGGCCUCGGCGAGCUCUUCGACCACGGCAUCGACUCCCUCAACUGCACCCUCGCCAGCCUGCUCGAGACCGCCGCCAUGGGCCUCGGCACCUCCAAGUCCGGCGUCUUCACCGCUCUCUGCCCCUGCCUGCCCAUGUUCUUCUCGACCUGGGAGACCUACCACUCCCACACACUGUACCUGGGCUACAUCAACGGCCCCACCGAGGGCCUGCUCAUCGCCGCGGGCAUCAUGAUCCUGUCAGGCAUCUACGGCCCGGGCAUCUGGACCGACAGCCUGGUCAGCCUCAUGGGUGGCGAGGAGCGCGCCACCCACCUGCUCGGGGGCCACAUUGUGAAGUACCUCGGCGACUACUCAUUCCGUGACGGCUGGGUCGCCACCAUUACCAUUUCGCUGCUAACGGGCCACAUUCCCUUUUGCAUCCUGCACGUCGUGCAGGCGCGCCGCGCCCGCGGCCUGCCUGUCGCCCCUGUCUUUAUGGAAUGGACCCCGAUGAUUGUCUACACGCUGUCCAUUGGCGCGUGGAUCUACUCCCCCCACUCCUACCUGCGCAGCGACAACCACCUGGUGCUCUUCUGCCUCACGAUGGCCUUUGUCUUUGGCCGUAUGACGACCAAGAUGAUUCUGGCCCAUCUGACGCGCCAGCCCUUCCCCUACUGGACCGUCAUGCUGACGCCGCUCGUCGGCGGCGCCCUGCUGGCCAACGUCCCCGUGCUUGGCAGCGUGCUCGGCUUCGGCGACGACUGGGGCGCCAUCAGCGCAUCAACGGAGCUGGCAUACCUCUGGGCCUACUUCUUCUUCGCGGCCGCCGUCUACUUCCGCUGGGCGUACCUGGUGAUCAACAGCAUCUGCAACUUUUUGGGCAUCAACGCGCUGACCAUCCCCAUCGAGAAGCAGCUGGAGAAUAAGCAGCGCCUCGCGGCGGAGGCAGCGGCGGCGGCGGCGACACAGACGCCCAUGUCGCCCUAUGUCAACGGUGCAGCCGGCAACGGCAAAAAGCUGCAAAAGGUCCAUUAG
Sporothrix brasiliensis 5110 is the source of this 1371-nucleotide messenger RNA. Its product is annotated as ethanolaminephosphotransferase. The record is from RefSeq and is a predicted model, not a curated record. Gene Ontology annotation, molecular function: phosphotransferase activity, for other substituted phosphate groups. Gene Ontology annotation, cellular component: membrane. Gene Ontology annotation, biological process: phospholipid biosynthetic process. NCBI's taxonomy places the organism in Eukaryota, Fungi, Ascomycota, Sordariomycetes, Ophiostomatales, Ophiostomataceae. The transcript has 3 exons. Bases 1 to 1371 code for a protein of 456 amino acids.